AUGGAGAGGCCCAUCACGGUCUUGUGGGUGAGUCUGUACCACCCCACCCAGGGCCCUGAAGCCUUCGCCAAGAUCCCGCCGAGGUUGAGGCACGACACCAGCCCUCUGCUGGUAGGGCGUGGCUCCGAUGCCCACAUCCAGCUGCAGGUCUCCUGCCUCUCCCGACGACACCUGUCCCUGGAGCCCUACCGAGAGAAGGGCAGCGCUCUGCUGGCCUUCUGCCUUAAGGUCCUGAGCCGCAAGGCCUGCGUGUGGGUCAACGGCCUGACUCUCAGUUUCCUGGAGCAAGUCCCCCUCAGCAGCGUCAACAGGGUCGCGUUCUGCGGCAUCCAGAUGUUGGUCCACAUAGAGAGCGGCACCUCUCUGGAGGCCCUUGUCUGCUGCUUCCGUCUCAGCCCUUCACCCCUGAUUUACAGGGCCCAGGUGGAGGAGACUGAAGAAUGGGAAAGCAGCCCUCGGGAGCAGUGUCGCCAGGGCUCAGGACAGCAGGCUGCAGGACACCUGGGGAUUCUCCAGGACCCUCCCCAGCCAAACCCUGGAGGAGGAACAGAAAUACAGCUCCAGAGGGAGAUUCCGGACAGUAGGCUGUGCUAG
This is a messenger RNA of Condylura cristata (star-nosed mole), 594 nucleotides long. RefSeq names its product TRAF-interacting protein with forkhead-associated domain, family member B (gene TIFAB). The transcript has a single exon. Gene Ontology annotation, biological process: canonical NF-kappaB signal transduction. Bases 1 to 594 code for a protein of 197 amino acids. The record is from RefSeq and is a predicted model, not a curated record. Gene Ontology annotation, molecular function: protein binding. NCBI's taxonomy places the organism in Eukaryota, Metazoa, Chordata, Mammalia, Eulipotyphla, Talpidae.